AUGGUGGUGGCCGUUGCAGCCUCCCUGCUAUGGAUGACCAUCUCCUCCUGGCUCAUCCUCGUGAACAAAGCGCUGCUGUCUGGCGGCUUUCCCUACCCCAUGGCCCUCUCGUCCCUGGGGAUGCUGUUUAGUGGAGUCUGCAGCUACCUAGCAUGCAGGGUGUUCAAGGUGGUGGAUGCCCGGCGCACCGUCACUCGGCGCUUCUACCUCACCGGCGUGAUGCCGGUGGGGGCGCUGAUGGCCCUGAACCUGCUGUGCGGAAACCUGGCCUACCUCUACCUCACCGUGGCUUUCAUCCAGAUCCUCAAGGCCUUCACCCCCGUCAUCACCAUGCUCGCCAUGUUCUUGGCGGGACUGGAGACCCCCACCCGCCGCCUGGUGGCCGCCGUGGCGGGGAUCGCGGUUGGCACCGCCGUCGCGGCUGCGGGGGAGGUGCGGCUGGACGUCCUGGGCGUAGCCAUCAUGAUGCUGAGCGAGGUGUUCGAGGCGGUGCGCCUGGUCCUGACGCAGCGCCUGCUCCAGGGCAUGCGGUUCCACCCCAUCGAGGGGCUCAUGUACCUGGCCCCCUCCUGCUUCCUCUGGCUGGGCCUGGGGUCCCUCCUCCUGGAGGCCCCGCGCAUGGCACGCGCCGACGCGCUGGCCGUCGUCCAAGCCCAGCCCGCCACCUUUGUGCUGGCGGCCGUGCUGGGCUUUGGCGUGAACAGCCUGGCCUACAUCGUCAUCCAGGCCUCCUCCUCCCUGACGCUCAAGGUCCUCGGCACCGUGAAGAACUCGGUGGUGGUGCUGCUCGGCGUCGCGCUCCUGGGUGAGAGGGUCACGCUGCUGCAGGGCGUGGGGUAUGGCGGCUCUGUGGCGUCCUUCUGCUGGUACCAGCAGAUCAAGAUGCAGCAGGUGCAUGGCAGGGCCCCCCCGCCACCGGAGGUGAACAGGACCAGGUCAUCACAGGGGCCGCUCGCUUCCGAAACAAAGGCCACAUUGGAGCCGUGA
Molecule: messenger RNA, 987 nt
Organism: Auxenochlorella protothecoides
Lineage: Eukaryota; Viridiplantae; Chlorophyta; Trebouxiophyceae; Chlorellales; Chlorellaceae
Product: putative sugar phosphate/phosphate translocator
Exons: 3
Coding region: 1-987 (328 amino acids)
Cellular component (GO): endosome; Golgi apparatus; trans-Golgi network
Molecular function (GO): antiporter activity
Source: RefSeq, a predicted model, not a curated record